Coregonus sp. 'balchen' is the source of this 10388-nucleotide messenger RNA. NCBI's taxonomy places the organism in Eukaryota, Metazoa, Chordata, Actinopteri, Salmoniformes, Salmonidae. The record is from the annotation of a GenBank genome assembly.
AUGGACAAAGCCAGCCUCCAAAGAGUGUUUUCAGCGUGUGACAUUAACAAAUCUGGUGUGAUUGAAUUCGAAGACUUUACGGUUGUUUGUCGAGAGCUCAAUGUGCCUGAAGACGAAAUCAAAACGUUAUUCAACAAAUUCGGUGCUAGUGCAGAUGGAUGUAUCAAUUACAGCAAUUUCUCCUCUCGGUUUCAAGAGGUUUCAGAAACAUUGGAUUUAGCCUCUUUUGGGGCGUCUCCUCAAAGUCAAGAGAGUCCUUGGGACGAGUUCCAGAGCAGGAUGGACGAUGUAACAGGUCUCCUCUCAGGAAGGUAAAUCUAUCUGGUGGUUGGUUGGUGUGAAUAGUUUGACCAAUUUGGACUUGCUCUUACAGUAGACUAUGUGGGUGCAAUAUGUAGAUAUUCGUUAAUCCCUCUGAUUUUUAUAAAUAUGUAACAUUUUGAAAUUACUGUUGUCCAUAGUCUCGUUCUUCUCUUUCAGACUGCGUGAUCAAUUGGCUGAGCUGUACCAAGCCAUUUACUCCACCUCAGAACCUCUCAUGUUGCAACAAUAUGAGGGAUUUAUUGAUGCUCUUGUCACUGAGAGCAAGGACCACAGGCUUGAGAGCGAGCAGGUGGAAACCAGUUUAAGAAGGUAGCAAUUCAGUCAUAGCAGCAUACCUUGGGUCAGAUUCCACAGGGGGUGGAGGGAAACACUAAAUUGAGAAAAAAUCUACCAAAUGUAUUGCCUGAAUAUGUUAUCUUCUCCCUCUAAUUGGGUUCCAAAGAAUGGAACAUAUUUAUAUCAGUUAAUUCGGUCAUUUGUCUGUUUGUGUUACUGGAUACACAUAUGUAAUGUUCAUGUUGUGGGAUAUCCGUGCAACAAUGAUCCAAUCAAGAGCAGGCCUGUGCUGUUAAUCAGUUUACUUUUACAAAUGUGAGUUGAUUGUGCCAGUAACCUAUGCAUCCCACAGAAAAGUGAUCAUCACACAUAAUUGCAUGUUUCCAACUACUGAAUUCAACUACUGAAUUGUAACCUUAGAUGGGGUGGAGUCGGUUUUGUGGUUCAGAGGCUGCAUUUCAUUAGAUAGGGAUUACAUUUCUCAAGGAAGUAGGAAAUCUUAAAUGAGUUGCUCUGCCUGAUCUCAUCAUUAUCUCCUUGUAAACUGAGUUGUCCCUUUAUAUAUUUCCAUUCAGGCCUAUUCCCUUCACUUAUGCAAAUGAAUGUGCCUGUAAAACCCCAAAUUCUGACACAAAUAUAGAUGUUUAAUCAAUUUGUCAUUCAUUAAAUCUCAAACUAUGCAGAGCCCAGUCUUGUGAACCUGUGGCAUUUGCCUCCUAGGGGGCCUCGCCUGACUCAUGACUGGCUGGACCAAGUGUUGUCACCUGAUUAUGACAGAACACAUUUAACUGAGUAGUGAGUCCUGCCCGCUCAAAGUAGACCAUUAGAUGAAAACACAUGGGCAAUGGAUACAAAUGGACCAGAUAUGAUUGGAACCAAAAGGUGUACUUCUAUGUGCCGUGUUGCUGUUUUUGAAGGCUUGCAAACAAUGCCUCAACUUCAUUUUCUGACUCAUCACUUUUGCUGAACUAGUGUUUGGGCAGUUGUUUUGCACUUGAUGGCAUCCAGGGCAGACAUGUAAAUGGUAUGUAUCUCUGUGUGCCGACAGAACAGAGGAGCUCAACACAAGUCAGUUGACAAAGCUGGAGGAGAACAUGCAGCAGCAGCUUUCCCGUGUAGAGGACAGGGUGAGAGAAGAGGUAAGUGACAUUCUGAGGACUGCAUUACAUCAGUAUAGUACACAGUGCUAGAAAUUAAACAUUUAAUUUGCUCUAUAUCAACUUAAGAACUAUAAAAACAAAGCAAGCAAAUAACUUGAGCUGAGUCAUUAAGAAUGCAUUGGUUUAAUUGAAAACAUACCUUUGGAAAAUUUAAAAAGGAAUGAGAAAAAGUUAAGUAAUAGGGCUUAUAUUGGGGCAUAUGGUACACUACAUGACCAAAAGUAUGUGGACCUGUGCUCGUCCAAAAUCAUGGGCAUUAAUAUGGAGUUGGUCCACCCCCUUUGCUACUAUAACAGCCUCCACUCUUCUGGGAAGGCUUUCCACUAGAUGUUGGAACAUUGCUGCGGGAACUUACUUCCAUUCAGCCACGAGCAUUCGUGAGGUCGGACACUGAUGUUGGUCGAUUAGGCUUGGCUCGCAGUCAGCGUUCCAAUUCAUCCCAAAGGUGUUCAAUGGGGUUAAGGUCAGGGCUCUGUGCAGGCCAGUCAAGUUCUUCCACACCGAUCUCGACUAACCAUUUCUGUAUGGACCUCGCUUUGUGCACGGGGCAUUGUCAUGCUGAAACAGGAAAGUGCCUUCCCCAAACUGUUGCCACAAGGUUGGAAGCACAGAAUCAUCUAGACUGUCACUAUAUGCUGUAGUGUUAAGAUUUCCCUUCACUGGAACUAAGGGGCCUAGCCCAAAUCAUGAAAAACAGCCCCAGACCAUUAUUCCUCCUCCACCAAACUUUACAGUUGGUACUAUGCAUUGGGGCAUGUAGCGUUCUCCUGGCAUCUGCCAAACCCAGAUUAGUCCGUCGGACUGCCAGAUGGUGAAGUGUGAUUCACCACUGCUCCAGAGUCCAAUGGCGGCGAGCUUUACACCACUCCAGCUGAUGCUUGGCAUUGUGCAUGGUGAUCUUAGGCUUAGUGUUGCAACUGAGGACAGACGGUUUUUACGCGCUAAGCAUUUCAGCGGUCCCGUUCUGUGAGCUUGUGUGGCCUAACACUUUGCGGCUGAGCCGUUGUUGCUCCUAGACGUUUCCACUUCACAAUAACAGCACUUAGUUGACCAGGGCAGCUCUAGCAGGGCAAAAGUUUGACGAACUCUUGUUGGAAAGGUGGCAUCCUAUGACGGUGCCAUGUUGAAAGUCACUGAGCUCUUCAGUAUGGGCCAUUCUACUGCCAAUGUUUGUCUAUGGAGAUUGCAUGGCUGGUUCAUGCUCUACAACAUUCGUUGUAGAGUACGACCCUACCUUACACAGAAAGCGGCACAGGUCCUAAUCCAGGCACUUGUCAUCUCCCGUCUGCAUUACUGCAACUCGCUGUUGGCUGGGCUCCCUGCCUGUGCCAUUAUACCCCUACAACUUAUCCAGAACGCUGCAGCCCGUCUGGUGUUCUACCUUCCCAAGUUCUCUCAUGUCACCCCGCUCCUCCGCACACUCCACUGGCUUCCAGUUGAGGCUUGCAUCUACUACAAGACCAUGGUGCUUGCCUACGGAGCUGUGAGGGGAACGGCACCACCUUACCUUCAGGCUCUGAUCAGACCCUACACCCAAACGAGGGCACUACGUUCAUCCACCUCUGGCCUGCUAGCCCCCCUACCUCUACGGAAGCACAGUUCCCGCUCAGCCCAGUCAAAGCUAUUCACUGCUCUGGCACCCCAAUGGUGGAACAAGCUCCCCCACGACGCCAGGACAGCGGAGUCACUGACCAACUUCCGGAGACACUUGAAACCCUACCUCUUUAAGGAAUACCUGGAAUAGUAUAAAAGUAAUCCUUCUACACCCCCCCCCCCCCCCCCCCCCCCAUAAAAAAAUAAUAAAAAAAAGUUGUUGUCCCACUGGCUAUCAUAAGGUGAAUGCACCAAUUUGUAAGUCGCUCUGGAUAAGAGCGUCUGCUAAAUAAUGUAAAUGUGUGCUUGAUUUUAUACACCUGUCAGCAACUGAUGUUGCUGAAAGAGCCGAAUCCACUAAUUUGAAGGGGUGUCCACAUCACUUUGUAUAUACUGUGCAUUUGGAAAGUAUUCAGACCGCUUGACUUUUUCCACAUUUUGUUACGUUACAGCCUUAUUCUAAAAUGUAUUAAAUCAAUUACACACAAUACCCCAUAAUGACAAAGCGCAAACAGGUUUUUUGAAAUUUUAGCAAAUUUAUAAAAAAGUUAAAAACAUACCUUUUUAUUUACAUAAGUAUUCAGACCUUUUGCUGUGAGACUUGAAAAUGAGUUCAGGUGCAUCCUGUUUUGAGAUGUUUCUACAACUUGAUUGGAGUCCACCUGUGGUAAAUUCAAUUGAUUGGACAUGAAAGGCACACACCUGUCUAUGUAAGGUCCCACAGUUGACAGUGCAUGUCAGAGCAAAAACCAAGCCAUGAGGUUGAAGGAAUUGUCCGUAGAGCUCUGAGACAGGAUUGUGUCGAGGCACAGAUCUGGGGAAGGGUACCAAAACAUUUCUGCAGCAUUGAAGGUCCCCAAGAACACAGUGGCCUCCAUUCUUAAAUGGAAGUUUGGAACCACCAACACACUUCCUGUUGAACCCGAUCAAACAUCUCUGGAGAGACCUGAAAAUAGCUGUGCAGCGAUGCUCCCCAUCCAACCUGACAGAGCUUGAGAGGAUCUGCAGAGAAGAAUGGGAGAAACUCCCCAAAUACAGGUGUGCCAAGUUUGUAGCGUCAUACCCAAGAAGACUCUAGGCUGAAAUCACUGACAAAGGUGCUAAAACAAAGUACUGAGUAAAGGGUCUGAAUACUUAUGUAAAUGUGAUAUUUCAAAAAACCUGUUUUUGCUUUGUCACUAUGGGGUAUUGUGUGUAGAUUGAGGGGAAAAAACAAUUUAAUCCAUUUUAGAAUAAGGCUAACGUAACAAAAUGUGGAAAAAGUCAAGGGGUCUGAAUACUUUCUGAGUGCACUGUAUAGUGUAUGUUGGAAAUAAAGAUGAAACUGUUUUCAUUUAAAGAGAGGGGCUAGGCCAGGGACACUCCUUUCUGCAGCAUUCCUCCUUGCCUCGGCACAGGUGUUUAUCCACAUAUGUGGUAGAGGAAGUAACAGGGAGAGGGAGAACAGCCAGCUCAAACUUACAAAGGCCCCUCUAUAUAGUUUUGUGAAAGCCCCUUUUUUAAUCCAGAGCCAAUGAGCAAAGUUCUCUCCUUGGGUUUCAUGUCUGUAGGAGCGUAAGAAAAUGGAGGGAGUCAUGGAUACACUCCGGAGAAGGCAUGAUAAUGAAGUGGCAGAUCUGCAUACUGCUGUGGACAGGUUGUUGAAGGUAGGUGUCAUUCCUUUGAAACUUAUUUUACCUAUUUCACUUAUUGACCUGUUUUUGUUGGUGUUGAAAAGUUAUGAUGUUUGGCAAUCUUAUCCUUUUACACUACUCUAUUUACAUACACUGCUCAAAAAAAUAAAGGGAACACUUAAACAACACAAUGUAACUCCAAGUCAAUCACACUUCUGUGAAAUCAAACUGUCCACUUAGGAAGCAACACUGAUUGACAAUACAUUUCACAUGCUGUUGUGCAAAUGGAAUAGACAACAGGUGGAAAUUAUAGGCAAUUAGCAAGACACCCCCAAUAAAGAAGUGGUUCUGCAGGUGGUGACCACAGACCACAAAUGUGCAUGUGUCUGCUCAAACGGUCAGAAACAGACUCCAUGAGGGUGGUAUGAGGGCCCGACGUCCACAGGUGGGGGUUGUGCUUACAGCCCAACACCGUGCAGGACGUUUGGCAUUUGCCAGAGAACACCAAGAUUGGCAAAUUCGCCACUGGCGCCCUGUGCUCUUCACAGACGAAAGCAGGUUCACACUGAGCACGUGACAGACGUGACAGAGUCUGGAGACGCCGUGGAGAACGUUCUGCUGCCUGCAACAUCCUCCAGCAUGACCGGUUUGGCGGUGGGUCAGUCAUGGUGUGGGGUGGCAUUUCUUUCCUCCAUGUGCUCGCCAGAGGUAGCCUGACUGCCAUUAGGUACCGAGAUGAGAUCCUCAGACCCCUUGUGAGACCAUAUGCUGGUGCGGUUGGCCCUGGGUUCCUCCUAAUGCAAGACAAUGCUAGACCUCAUGUGGCUGGAGUGUGUCAGCAGUUCCUGCAAGAGGAAGGCAUUGAUGCUAUGGACUGGCCCGCCCGUUCCCCAGACCUGAAUCCAAUUGAGCACAUCUGGGACAUCAUGUCUCGCUCCAUCCACCAACGCCACGUUGAACCACAGACUGUCCAGGAGUUGGCGGAUGCUUUAGUCCAGGUCUGGGAGGAGAUCCCUUAGGAGACCAUCCACCACCUCACCAGGAGCAUGCCCAGGCGUUGUAGGGAGGUCAUACAGGCACGUGGAGGCCACACACACUACUGAGCCUCAUUUUGACUUGUUUUUAAGGACAUUACAUCAAAGUUGGAUCAGCCUGUAGUGUGGUUUUCCACUUUAAUUUUGAGGGUGACUCCAAAUCCAGACCUCCAUGGGUUGAUACAUUUGAUUUCCAUUGAUAAUUUUUGUGUGAUUUUGUUGUCAGCACAUUCAACUAUGUAAAGAAAAAAAGUAUUUAAUAAGAUUAUUUCAUUCAUUCAGAUCUAGGAUGUGUUGUUUAAGUGUUCCCUUUUAUUUUUUUGAGCAAUGUAGUUUCAGGCAGUUUUAAGCGUGAAUGUGAUUUCAGGUGAUAAAUAAUCAUAUUUAUUAUUCAUUUGAAAUGAAUGGAAACAUUUUCAUUGUAGUGCCAAGAUGAAUCUGAACUCAACAAUUCCAGGCAGGAUGUUGACAAACUACACCAACAAAUAUGUGGACUGACUAUGGUACGUUGGAUUAAUUCAAGAUAGACACAUAACUGUAUGUUGAGUCCCAUUUACAUUAUUUCCUGUACACUUUCCAGUAAUAUUCUACAUAUUGCAUGCUCUCCUCAGGAAAAUGAGCAGUUACGGAGUUCUCUCGUCAAAGCUCAGACAAACAUCUCCAUUCUGCAGGUAGAGAUGGACAAGCUGAAGAACAUGUAUGCAGACCAGAAACUUCAACAUGAGAGGUGAGAUCAGACUUCAUUCUCAGGUCCAAUGGAUCAAGUCCAACUCAGUUAAUACGGACUAGUUGAUUACAGGGCACAAAUGUAUUUGUAAAUUUUUGUUUUCCCAGAGAAAGUGAUGACCUGAAAAAGAUGGUAAUCGAGUACCAGUCUUACUCCAGUCACAUUGAAAUACUCCAGUAAGUCUGUCCGACCCGAUUGUCGGUUAGUAUGUCCUUUCAUGACAAUUGUUUUUGUUGUAUCGAAGUAAAGCAUAGCUUUGAGUCAUGCAUGCACAUCCGUGCAGUGCAAACCUUAUGCUCAUUGUUAAUAGAAGUUGACAGGCUAAAAGAUUAGUAAAGCAUAUGACAUGUUCUCUACAUUGACUCCUUCCUAUUAGGGUCAUGAACAAAAAGCUGUAUGACAGCAAUGAUGACUUGCGCUCUGCCUUAGUCAAUGAUGUGGCAUCAAGUAAAAGGAGGGUAAGUCUUGGUUGUUUUCACUCAAGAUAAGUUAGACUCACAUUUCCCCUUACAUUUGCAUUUAUAAGGCAUCUCUACAAUGCUUUAGUUUCUCUUUGUUUACAAAAGUGUUAUAAAUCAUCCCACAGCUAUCCCCCAACAGUGAAAUCGCAGCCCGAAGAAUGAAGCCAGUUCGACAAAGCACGCUUAUAAAGUACACAUACUAUAUCGUUAUCCUAUAAAUCUGGACCUAUUGAUUUGAUCAUGUGAAUUGACCACUUUUAACUCAUGUUCUUAUUUAUUCAUUCCUAUUUUUGGUCCAGUUCAGGGGGAGAGAACACAGCUGUAGACUCCAGUAAAACAACCUACUCCCAUGUAACCAGCUGGGCUGAUAGAUACCUGGACAGUGGUGUGUCCCUGCCUAUGGACACUACUGAAAGCUCAGGCAGCGAGUCUGACAGUGAUGUCUCUACAGAAACAGUACACCACAGUUAUUCAUAUGUGCCCUCAGACAUUGAGGUAAGGGUAACCGAAAGGUUUGACCAACUAUUUUAUUAGUACAUUUCACAUGCUAAUACAUGAAUUUACCUAUUUCUGUACCAGAUAUCAGACGUGAAAUCAGAUGCAAGUCAGGCAACACUGUCUGUAGCUCCCAGAAAACCUAGCUCCAUCGCUUCGUCCAUUCGGAGACGCUUGUCUGCUUUCCCCAUAAAGGUAAGGCAAUGAACUGAGAUAUUCAGUUUUGAUGCGCAGGAAGACAUUUUGUAUAGGGAGGUUUAUGUGGAAUUGGCAUAUGCAUUAUUCUUCAUAACUAUGUGAUGCUACUUGGUCCUCAGCCAACCGAAGCAGACAUCGUUGACACUGGUGGCUCUGCUCACAUGUACCGGUUAGUUUUGGCGGGAGAUGCAGGAUCAGGGAAGUCCAGCUUUCUAUUGAGGUUGAGUCUCAAUGAGUUCAGGGGAGAUAUUCAGACGACGUUGGGUAAGUACAGUAACAGGACAGUUUUUUUUUUAUAGUGGUAGAAUUAAUGCAGAAAGUGCAUUGCCCUUACCAUUACAUAAUGUUGUUCUUAGGAGUUGAUUUCCAAAUCAAGAAGAUGUUGGUGGAUGGAGAAAAAACUAACCUCCAGAUAUGGGAUACUGCUGGACAAGAGCGGUAUGUUUCUGUAUAUUGACAUUCUAAAAGCCUUGGUUACAGUCCUUAUGGUGUUGCUCUAAUUAAACAAAUGCUGGACAGAUUUAAAAUAAUCACACCUUUCAGUUGAACUGUCAAGCAAAAAAAAUACAUUACAUUUACAUCAUUUAGCAGACGCUCUUAUCCAGAGCGACUUACAAAUUGGUGCAUUCAACUUAUGAUAGCCAGUGGGACAACCACUUUUUUUGGGGGGGGAGAAGGAUUACUUUAUACUAUUCCAGGUAUUCCUUAAAGAGGUAGGGUUUCAAGUGUCUCCGGAAGGUGGUCAGUGACUCCGCUGUCCUGGCGUCGUGGGGGAGCUUGUUCCACCAUUGGGGUGCCAGAGCAGCGAAUAGCUUUGACUUGGUGCUGUGACACAUUGACAUACUAAAAGCCUUAAAUGUGUGGUCCCAUAAUGUCUUGGUGAUGUGGCUGUUAAUCUGAAGUGCUGCACAGAUUCCAAAUGAUCAUGUAAUGUCAAUAACUAAAUGGGAUUUCCCUGUUACUGAAGGUUCCGCAGUAUUGCCAGGUCUUACUUCCGUAAAGCCCAUGGAGUCUUACUGCUGUAUGAUGUCACUUCUGAGAGCAGCUUCCUUAAUGUCAGAGAGUGGAUGGGCCAGAUUCAGGUACCAGUCACAGUUGAGGGGUUUUAUGGUCCUUGGGAUUUAAAUAACUUGGAAUGGGAUUCCAAAAUAAUUGCUAAAUGGGUGUCUUAUUAUAGGCAGAUUUUAUGAGUUAAUUAAUUUUUUUGAGGCCAUAAUGGUCUUUGCAGGAUUAUUGUAAAUAAUAAUUUGUUCUCAACUGGCUUGCCUAGUCAAAUAAAAUUAAAAUAAACUGUGUAGUUUGGCUCCUGGAUGCUGAUUUGGCUGAAAGCCAUGGUAUAUCAGACCGUAUACAACGGGUAUGAAAAACAUUUAUUUGUACUCUUUUAAUUACAUUAGUAACCAGUUUAUAAUAGCAUUAAGGCACCUUGGGGGUUUGUGGUAUAUUGCCAAUAUACCAUGGCUAAGGGCUGUAUCCAGCAGGCGCUCCGUUGCGUCGUGCAUAAAAACAGCCCUUAGCCGUGGUAUAGUGGCCAUAUACCACAAACCUUAUUGCUGAAAUAUACAAUAUAAAAAGAACAAUUACGCAUAAAUCAGGAACUUACUGAAGAACAAACUUCCCUUAUCCCAGGAAUGCAGGGAUGAGCAACUCCCAAUGUGUGUGAUUGGGAACAAAGUGGACCUGCGAGAAGAUCGACCGGAGGGAAGCUGUGUCAGCACUGUCGACGGGGAAAGGCUGGCUAGGGUACAACUUUUUUUUUUUUCCAGUCAAAAUAACAAGAUGUUCAUGGGUCCAUCAACUAAAUAUUGAUCACAAUAUUACCAUAUGUUUCAGACAUACAAUGCCCUGUUCUGUGAAACUAGUGCCAAAGUGGGAACUAAUGUAGUGGAGGCAGUACUUCACCUGGCAAGGUAAGAAUCCUAAAACCCCUUCCAUCCAAUCCCUCCACUUCCCUACCACGAAUACCUAAACUAUAACUAAGAACUUAAUUUUUUCCUAACAGAGAAGUUAAAAAAAAUGUGAAACUGAGACGGCAAUCAGACUCACCGGUAAAGUUGAGUUUAAGCGGUCCAAAGAAAGCUCUGACUAACUGCUGCAGAGUAUAACCAUGGAGGCCCAUCACCAAAUGGAAUUGGGAAAUGCAUCUACUGACUGGAGACUAGGGAGGAUGGGGGCUCUAUUUUAGCGCCACAGCUUUUGUGAUGGAGAUCUGUUUUGUGUAGUAGUUCUGCAAUGAGUAGCUAAAAAUGUAUAACAAAUUGAGAUUACUGUAAAGUUAACUAAAUGUAUUUUAAUCUAAUAAUUGUCCAAUCUUUAGCAAUACAGUCAACUCCUGAUAAAUGUAAUAGUCCUGGACUCUCCUGAAUAUUGCACAUAACUGGUCUGGAGCAUGUAGAUCUCCAGAACUCAUCAGGAAUUGACUGCAUUCAUAUAUUGAAGAAAAGCACAGUUGAAGUUGUUCUAGCUCAGUCAAGAGACUGCAGUGGUCAAUGCCCUUGCUGUGGUUA